This is a messenger RNA of Pseudonaja textilis, 3216 nucleotides long. The record is from RefSeq and is a predicted model, not a curated record. NCBI's taxonomy places the organism in Eukaryota, Metazoa, Chordata, Lepidosauria, Squamata, Elapidae.
CAAGCGAAGCCCCAGCACAUCCAUUCGGACGAGCGGCAGUUCCCGGAUGUAGCAAAUGGAAGUCCACAGGAUACCCCAGGUGACAGAGGUGAAAUGAAUGCCAAAAGAUGUCGGACUGAAGAAACCCAUGUCUGUGAGAAAUGCUGUGCUGAGUUCUUUGACUUCACUGAACUCCUCGAGCAUAAGAAAAAUUGCACUAAAACACAACCUGUCCUCAUCAUGAAUGACAGUGAAGGGGCGGUGCCCUUAGAAGCCUUCCCUGACAGCUCUGUGAAGACUUUUCCAACCAGCCAAAUGGAUGGUAGGCUGGCUGAGGAGAGUCAUGUAAAGAGCUGCCCAGCUUCGGCAGAAAAGAGAGAAGUGAAAGCUGGAUUGGAACCUUCAGGAAUGACAUAUCUAAAAACAGAGUCCUCCGUUGCCUCCGCAACUCAAGGGCUAAGCUUUUUCCCCAAACCCAAAGUACCAAACACUAACGUGACUUUGCAAACUAUACAUGGCACUAAAGUGGCUGUCAACCAGUGUACCUCAGAGUCUCUCCCUCCCUCCGUGGCUGGUCUCAGUGCCAUCCCAAUGAUCCUGGAGCAGUUGGUGUGCCUACAGCAGCAGCAACUCCAACAACUCCAGCUGACGGAGCAGAUCCGCAUCCAAAUUGCCAUGAUGGCCCCCCAUGUCCUUCAUCCUUCCGUUGCUGCUGCAGAACCCUUCAAAGCUUUGGGGGCUCAUAUGUCCCAGCAGCUGUCAGCUGCUGUUGCUUUAAUUGGACAGAAAGCUGGGAAUCAAAGCCUAUCCCUCGAAUCCUUGAAGCAAGGCAAACUACCUCAUCCAAAUCUCGCUAUUCCGACAGCCGUCUCGGUGGCCGGUGGGCUUGCUCCUGCCCUGUCCUUGAAGCCUGAGGCAGGUCAAAGCUUGCCGGGUUCCAUGUCUCGCUUCCUGAGCCCUUUGCUACCUCAAUCCUCCAGCUCGGCUAUCUUCCAGAAUCCCCUUCCCACUGUCUCCCCAGCCGGCGACCCCUCAAAGAAGGUGAAAGGGAAAGUAGCAAACAUGAGCAUCCCUGAAAGUAAACCAAACCAAGAGGAGUCCUUUUUCAAACACAAGUGCAAGUUUUGCGGCAAAGUCUUUGGCAACGAUAGUGCUCUGCAAAUCCACCUCCGAUCCCACACUGGGGAGAGGCCCUACAAGUGCAACAUUUGUGGCAAUCGUUUCACCACCAAAGGCAAUCUGAAAGUGCAUUUCCAGCGGCAUAAAGACAAGUACCCUCAUAUCAAAAUGAAUCCUUAUCCUGUGCCUGAACACCUAGAUAAUGUGCCCACCAGCACUGGCAUACCGUAUGGCAUGUCUGUCCCACUAGAUGAAUCUAAUCUCAUUGUAGAUUCCAAACCUAUUUCGACCACCUUGCCUGGCUCCGUUGGCUCGGCCUUGCCACCACCAAACACUCCCAACCCUACAAGUAGCAAGGAUCCUUUUACCAACACACCUCUAAGUGAUGCCCAGCCUAGGCCUUCUCCAGAAAGUGAAGGAGAUUCUUCAUCGGGUCCAGCAAGUCAUGAAUCGGGAGCUGAGCAGAACCAGAGCUCUCCGCAGGCUGGCUGCAGUGGGAACACUUUCCACGGGUGCCGGGUUGGUGAGCAAGGCUCUGAAACAACAAAGCUCCAGCAGCUGGUAGAGAACAUUGACAAAGCCACCACUGACCCCAAUGAGUGCUUGAUCUGCCAUAGAGUUCUCAGUUGCCAGAGUUCCCUCAAAAUGCAUUACCGCACUCACACGGGGGAGAGGCCCUUCAAGUGCAAGAUUUGCGGCCGUGCUUUUUCCACCAAAGGUAACCUCAAAACACACUACGGUGUGCACCGGGCAAAUACUCCCUUGAAGAUGCAGCACUCCUGUCCCAUUUGCCAAAAGAAAUUUACAAACGCAGUGGUGCUACAGCAGCACAUUCGUAUGCAUAUGGGAGGGCAGAUCCCCAAUAUCCCAGUGGCGGAAAACACCCAUGAUAAUAAUGACAUGGAGGCUACUUCUGCUGAGAACAAUGGAGAUCCCUGUUGCUUAGAGAUCAAUGAAAGCAUGGAAAUGGAUGAAGACUUGGAAUCACCCAAUGGCCCAAACCAUUCUUCUAAAUCUUGCAAUGCCCAAGCUGAUCCAUCAACAUCUGUUUCUUCCAGUAUUUCAGUGCUAGAAGACCAUAUGAAAAUGGUGAAUUCGGCUUUGACUUUGCAGCGACAAAGCAGUUUGAAGUCGAGUGAUAAUGGGUCUGUGGAGAGCGACGGCAUGACCAAUGAUUCUUCCUCAGUGGCAGGUGAUCUGGACUAUCAAAACGGUAGCCGUAGCCCCAUCACCUCUGAAUCAACUUCCUUCCUGGCCAUGUCUCCAACCAACAGUCAAGCAGAAAGCAUCAGAUCAAAGUCACCAUGUUUUAGUAUCCAAGAAGAUGGAAUAGUGGGAAGUAAGUCCGAAGGCCCUGAAGUCACACCUACAGAGAGAGAAGGCCGUAGCAGUAUCCACCCAUCGUUUAUCAGAGCACCACCAGCUCUCAUAAAAAUGGAGAUGUCUAGCGAUCGACCCAUUAGCACCAGCCAUUUUAUUGCCCCUCCUGCAUUAUCCCCCAGUGUGCCUCCCCUUCUGGUGCCACCCCAUCGCCGUACAGCUAAGCAGCAUAUCUGCACUACGUGUGGUAAGAACUUCUCUUCGGCAAGUGCUCUUCAGAUCCACGAGCGAACACACACAGGGGAAAAGCCAUUUGCGUGCACCAUCUGUGGAAGAGCUUUCACCACAAAGGGGAAUCUCAAGGUCCAUGUUGGGACUCACAUGUGGAACAAUUCUGCCAGACGUGGAAGAAGACUGUCCAUUGAUAACCCAAUGGCUUUGCUUGGCAAUGAUUCAAAGAAGGUAUCAGAAAUGUUCCCUAAAGAUGCAGUGACCCCUUCGGUGAGCCUUGAUCCAUCAGCAUGGAACCAGUACGCUGCAGUGCUCAGUAAUGGCUUAGCCAUGAAAACCAAUGAGAUCUCUGUGAUCCAAAGUGGGGGCAUCCGUUCUCUUCCAAACACCGUAGGAGGAAGUCCAGCAAUCAAUGUAGCAAUGAAUUCUGCCACCGUUUCCAAGGCGGAUAGUUCCCAGGCUGUGAUUGGCUCAGAGAUGGAGAAGCCAAACAGCACCGCUGAAGACAAUGUGCCAAAACACCAAUUCCCUCACUUCAUAGAAGAGAACAAAAUUGCUGUUAAUUAA